This is a messenger RNA of Funneliformis geosporum, 582 nucleotides long. NCBI's taxonomy places the organism in Eukaryota, Fungi, Glomeromycota, Glomeromycetes, Glomerales, Glomeraceae. The record is from the annotation of a GenBank genome assembly.
AUGUCUAAAAACCCGUCUGAAAUAAGUCACUCGCAUGAAGAACAACUUGUUAUGAAUCUGAAAGAUGCACUUGACCUAAAUAGUUCAUCUAAAUCCAAACCACUUGCUGAUACUCCAAAACCCGAAGUGACAAGUAAUAAAGCUGUUGAAAGUAAUCUUGAAAGCUUCGCUAAAAAACUAGGUCUCAGUUUUGCAAAAAAUAAAGAUGACUUAAGGAAAUUUUAUGAUUUCGCUGGUCCCGACUUCAUUUGGCCAUCUAUAAUGAAUGAAAAUGACUACCGUGAAAUUUUUUAUUUCAUUAUUGAUCCUGAUUGGGAAAAUGUUGGAGAGGAGCUCGCAACAAAUGCUAUCGCAUAUCAUCGUUUAAUUGAAUCUGGAAUUUUUAAAGAUAAGCCGAAAGGAACAUAUGUGUUAAUCGUUCAUGGAAAGAUUUUAAAAUAUUAUGAUGAUGAUAUAUCAUCAGAAGAUUACGAAGAGUUUGAGAAAAGAUAUCCAGGAAAGUACUUCGCACCUAUCACUAGAAAGACUGUUCUAUUGCGUAAAUUCUCUGCCAAUGACGAUAUAGUGAGAAAGGAAUGGCAG